This is a messenger RNA of Acanthochromis polyacanthus (spiny chromis), 5077 nucleotides long. RefSeq names its product cartilage acidic protein 1b (gene crtac1b). Gene Ontology annotation, biological process: axonal fasciculation. The record is from RefSeq and is a predicted model, not a curated record. Lineage: Eukaryota; Metazoa; Chordata; Actinopteri; Pomacentridae. Gene Ontology annotation, molecular function: calcium ion binding. The transcript has 15 exons. Bases 210 to 2114 code for a protein of 634 amino acids.
AAUAUCGCACAAGUGAUUUCAUAAAGCAAAUCUUUUGGAAGUUGUGUAAAGGGAAUAAGUGGGAAAAACCCUUGAGAUAACGGCGGUAUCCACAGCACAAUUAUCUCCCUGAGUCCUUCCCUCUCUCUCUUUCUCUCUCUCUCUUUCGCUUUGCUGUCAAUCGCUGGAGGAUUUGACUGGAGUUUCCGAGCGUGUCUGCAUCUGUGAGGAUGUUGUUGUGGCUGGUUUUGUUCCCGCCUGCCCUCGCCUUGGCUCAGCGAUCAGAGCCCAUGUUCUCUACUAUUACCAAGACCGUCCUUCCUCCGGACUAUGAAAACAACCCCACCCAGCUCAACUAUGGCGUGGCCGUCACUGACGUAGACGGGGACGGAGACCUGGAGAUAUUUGUAGCUGGCUACAAUGGGCCAAAUCUGGUGCUAAAGUAUGACAAGCAGAGGAAAAGGCUUGUCAACAUCGCUGUUGACAACCGUAGCUCCCCGUUCUACGCCCUGAGAGACCGACAAGGCAACGCCAUCGGAGUGACAGCAUGUGACAUCGAUGGAGACGGACGGGAGGAGAUUUAUGUCCUCAACACCAAUAACGCCUUCUCUGGUCGGGCAACGUAUUCUGACAAGCUGUUUAAGUUUCGUAAUGGACGCUUUGAAGAUCUGCUGAGCGACGAUAUUAACGAGCACAGAGACGUAGCCAACCCUAUGUCUGGGCGCUCAGUGGCCUGUGUGGACAGAAAGGGUACAGGCCGUUACGCCAUCUACAUAGCUAACUACGCCAGUGGGAACGUCGGUCCUCAUGCCCUCAUAGAAAUGGAUGAAUCAGCGAGUGAUCUCUCGCAGGGCGUCGUUGCUCUCUCCAACGUGGCCGAGCAGGCCGGAGUCAACAAGUUCAUCGGAGGGAGAGGCGUCGUGGUGGGGCCUAUCGUCAGUCAGACUCUGUCUGAUGUGUUUUGUGACAAUGAGUACGGAGCCAACUUCCUGUUCAGGAACAACGGAGAUGGAACUUUUACUGAUGUGGCACAGCAGGCAGGUGUGGAGGACCCCAUGCAGCAUGGCAGAGGGGUGGCCCUGGCAGACUUCAACCGUGACGGCAAGACGGAUAUUGUCUAUGGGAAUUGGAAUGGACCUCAUCGCCUCUACAUGCAGCUGAAUAACCGCAAACAAAAAUUCAAGGACAUUGCAUCCCAGAAGUUUUCCAUGCCAUCCCCGGUUCGAACUGUUAUCGCUGCGGACUUUGACAAUGACAACGAGCUUGAAGUGUUCUUCAAUAACAUCGCCUACAGAGGGCCGUCUGCCAACAGACUCUUCAGGGUGAGCAGGAGAGAACACGGGGACCCCCAGAUAGAAGAGCUGAAUGUUGGGGAGGCAUCAGAGCCCGAAGGACGAGGAACCGGAGCUGUAGCCACAGACUUUGAUGGUGACGGGCGUCUGGAGCUGCUCGUGUCUCAUGGUGAAAGUGCAGCACAGCCGCUGUCUGUCUACAAAGUCAACCAGGGCACUGCCAAUUCAUGGCUGCGAGUGAUUCCCAGGACCAAGUUUGGUGCUUUUGCCAGAGGAGCUAAAGUUGUGGUUUACACAAAGAAGAGUGGCCCUCACACUCGGAUCAUCGAUGGGGGCUCGGGAUACCUAUGUGAGAUGGAGCCUGUCGCACACUUUGGCCUCGGUAAGGAUGUGGCCACCAAUGUGGAAGUGUACUGGCCAGAUGGUCGCUCAACUGCCCGACCGCUGGAGCCUUCAGAGAUCAACUCUGUCCUGGAGAUCCACUAUCCACGAGAUGAGGAGGAAGUCACUCCUACUGUGGAAAUAGAGUGCGGUCAUGGCUUCGCUCUGAAUGAGAACGGCCGCUGCACAGAUAAAGAUGAGUGUACCCAGUUCCCCUCCGUGUGCCCCUCUGACCGCCCCAUCUGCACCAACACCUAUGGCAGCUAUAAGUGCCGCGCCAAGAGGAGAUGCAACCAGGGCUUUGAGCCCAACGAUGAUGGGUCAGCCUGUGUGGCCCAGGUGGCUUACUUCGGGGGGACGCGGUCUUCUGGGGAACGCAAGUGGUCGGGCCUUUCUUUCUGGCUGCUCUCCGUCUCCAUGCUACCACUCAUCUCCACCCACCUUCAGACUGGACUGCUGUAGCUGUCGCUGUUUGCUCCCCUUCCUAGCUCCCUCCAUGGUUGGAGGGGGAUGUACAGAAACUUUCAAAGCCAACUUCUCACAAAAAAGAAAAUCUCCUCCUCCUCCUUCUCCUCCAUGGAUCUCUGCUAUCUUUGUCCAUCAGUUAUUUACAACCUUGCCCAUCUCGUCACCGCUGCUAUGCGUCACCUCUUGGCUCCCGGCCCCCUCUGGACUAUAAAGAAACGUACAGGGAGCAUGCUCGCUGGGAGCUACGGGGUUCAGAACUAACUGUGUCACACCCGCAGAGCCCUCACGUCAUCACCUGGCACUUAUCUUAGUGGGACCUGAACUGAAGCCAAGUCAAUAAGCGGAGCUGCAGCGUAUAAACCUCUGCACAUACAGCAGAUAGAUCUACUGGCUCCACAGACCACAUUCAUUAGAGACACGCUGAGGCCCCAUCUGUAUCUCAACAAUGCCACUACGCCAAUCCCUAUAAUGUCACUCUCAUUCUUAUUAACGGCUUACUGGGAUGCUGAGGAACAAGAGGUCUCGGAGCUUUAGGUUUUGUGUGUGUACUCAUGUAUUUGUGCGUGUGUGUGCUGGGUCCAAAGAGGCAGUCGGGUAGAGGAACAUAUGCCAGACCAUCUGUCUCCGAUGGUAGCUUACAUUUUGUUACCUAUGAAUAAUACAACAGCACAGAGAAGAUAAACACGUGUGUGUGUGAGCACAAGAGGAGGCAGGAGCACAUUUUAAUUUGUUUAAGUACAGCAGCCGGAAGGCGUACUUGAACCGAUCACCCAAAUAAAGUAAUGGGCACGUUUCAAUAACAUGAAGAUAAAAUGACAAAGAGAAGCACUUAAAGCAAAACUCGGCUUUCCACUCAAAGUGGGUUUACCACUAUGAUCACAUUGCUGAUCUCAAAAUGCAGUAAAAGCUGCCAUCAUUUCUUUAUCAUUUAAAUGUGCAUAUUUAAGUUUUAGGCACAUUUAGACGUUUUAAAAUAAUUCACUGAAUAAUGCAACAAUUAUUCCCUGAUUUUAUCUCCAAAUUGCAUGAAAAAAAGACCAAAAUCAAGGAUAUGCUUUGCUUUCUAAUUCCUUUUUCUGUCUGAAGCAUUCUGACUCUAUUCAAUGGUAUCCUACAGGACAUAAUGCAAAUAUAUUGUUGAAUAAAUUAAAUACUUAAUUAGGGAUUUCCUGUAGUUUAGUAAAUUGUGUCUAUGUUCAGAACUGGGAAUUGUCAGAUUCAAUGUGCAGGAAGAUGGUGUAUAUAGGAUUGCCUUGUAAUUAAAUUAAAACAACAAUCCCCAUGUAUAUUGUAAUGAAAGCACAUGUCACAGACGUGUUUUUAAUAAUGUUUGAGCCACAACUGCACAGAGGAGUAAGAUCUAUUGCCAAUAUUCUUUUACUAGGCUAGUUUUAUUGUUGAUUUUGGUCAUUUUUAUGGGUUUGUUGACAAAAACAAAGCAUAAAAAUUAUGAAAGAAAGGAGGAAUGUGUGGAUAUUUCACGGGCAAAUGAAACUCCUAAAAUGUAACGAGGUGGUCUCACAAUCACGCCUUUGAUAUCCUGCACUAAAAUUCAAAAAACACAUGGAGCUCUUCAUUUUUUUAUUAAAGGCUACAGACAUAUUUUUUGGUCUCGUUGCCACGUUUCUUGAAACGUUUUCGGAAAUGAAUAAAUACUUUGGCAAAAAAAAAAGAACCAAAAAGAGAAAAAAGAUGUCGACAGCAUGUUGACUGACAGUUUUUUGCUUCCAUGUAUUCUGCAGGGGAGCAUCAGUUCUCAUCUUAGAGAUCCCAGUGUAGCAAAUACGCAACACAAGCUUCAUGUUAUCCAGCGUUAGACCCUGAUCAGUGUCCUAGCAGGGGAUAAUGUUCUUCAUCAAGUGUUGGCCAGUAAAGUCCUCCAGGGUGUGAGUGUGUGUGUGAUUCAUGGAAGUAUCCCUUCUCACUUGCUGAGGCAAGUGUUAUAUAUAUUUUGGAAAUAUUUUGCCAAAAAAACCUCACACAUUCCAUUUAAGAUACAGCGCCAUGCUCGGCCCCUUGACAUCAGCCCUUGAGCCCGCUAACGAGCUGGACCCGAACCACGGAUGCCACCUGUAAAUAUCAAACAUUUCAGCUGAGAUUUAGAGACUGAACUAAUUUCUCUCUGAGACAUUUUUUUUUAAUGAAAACUAGGAGGCAUCAGAGCAUGAAAAACUAAUAAACAAGUGAUGAUGGAUGUGUUAAAGCAAUUAAAAUUACUCACCAUGGAUCUCUACUGGAUCCAUGUUGACAAUGCUGUCAUGGUCUCUGCGCAAGCCAAAGAAUCUGCGGAGGGCGAGAGUUACAGAGGGUUCAUCGAGACCGAGUCCACACAUGGUGAAUAUUUUAAUAUGUUUUCUCAAGGAGGUUCAACUGAGGUUGCCGUUGAGAUGAUAUUGGAAGGAUGGAGUGGGAACUUUUUUUGUAGCUUGAAUCACACUCUUGGGUCGGACUUGAAUUGACUGAUGUGUAAGCUCACGGUUUGCAUGUAUAAUAAGAUCCACAAGUGUUUAUCAAAACUUGCACGCUUUAAAAAGGACACGGCUACAGGUGUUUUUAACCCUAAUGCUCACAUUCUCUCCUUCUCAGUCUUCACAAUCCUAAUAUGGUGUAGUCAUUUAUCGUCCAAGACAUGAUUGUGUGAAUCUAGUUUGUAUACUUUCCUAUAAAUGUGUUGAAAUGGGUUGUAGAAUUUUUGGCUGAUUCUUAAGUUUGUAAAGGAUCCUACUGAAAAUAGUCGGCUAACAUUUGGCAACUCUGAACUAUGUGUACAUGCAAUAUUCAAGCAAACCUGCUGUGUACAGUGUUUACUGUAUAUAUCUUGACCACCCAAACAUGUCGGGGGUCUGUGAAGUCAAAGGUUAUUAUACAAAAGUCUAUUAAGAAAUGGAUUUUUUUCUGUGUCCAGUGAGGGCUGGGAUUUAUUCAAGAGAAUAAAUAAAAUGUAAUAUUCACAGCGA